GGAUACAGCAGCACCAUUGCGGAAGAGCACACAGAGCGGAGCUCUGAGCGCUAUAGUUUACGUUAAAGAGUCGUCGGGUCGGAUGGUUAGUCCUGCAGUUUGUCUGAUUAUGAUGCCAUUUUAAAGUUAAGAUUUUGUACUUUUAGGCUGUUUUAUGUUUAUGGAUAGAAGGAAGUCGGAGGGAUUUUUAAACGGAGCUUCAGGUAACUUUGGGAAAAUGCCUUUGCAUGGAAAAAUAGUGGUUAUUAAGAGGAGCGGAGCUGAUGGGACAGAGUUUCCUCUGACUGCAUCUUGCUUGUUUGGAAGGAAGCCUGAAUGUGACAUUCGUAUCCAGGUUCCUGAGGUUUCGAAGGAACACUGCAGAAUCGACUUAAAUGAAAAUAAAGAGAUUAUUUUGACCAAUCUGAGCUCAGUCAAUCCGACACGCAUCAACGGAGAGACUCUGCAUCAGUCAGAACGCUUGAAGCAUGGCGAUAUGAUAACAAUUGUUGACCGUUCUUUCAGGUUCGAGUACGCGCACACAGCAACGCCAAGGAAGAGGGCUACUCCUGGACCCAAGUCUGAAACUCUUAAGGUUCUUCGAGAUCAGCAGAGAUCCGACAGUGUCGCAGCUGAUGGGGGACAAAAAAGGAUUUCUACAGGCCCUCAUCUUAAAGAUGGAGCCAACUAUGACAACAUACAGCGAUCUUUGGAGAAAACAUUGGAAAUGGAGUCCCAGAAAGAUGGAACAAACUCACCAUUCGGUGAGCUGUGUCAAAUGGCCAAAAAAUCUCUGGAUCUCAAGACCCCUCAGAAGUCUUCUGUCAGUGCUGCCCAGACACCGUCUUCUAAGUUUUAUACCCCAAGACCGGGGCCAGUUGGUACUCCCCAGAAAGAAGUUAAACUCCCAGCAGAUCCAACAGCUAAAGUUGCUAAAAUGCCUGAAUCUGUCAAGAAGUUGGGGAAGAUCUUCCAGUCUCCUUCCUUUGAGGGGUCUGGACACAUAGUGCAAGAAGAUUCAAAGUCUGGAUCUGCUUCAAAGCUGAGACGCAUUGUAACUCCUCAGAGGUUCACAGCCGCAGAGGCUAUUGAACAAAUUACAGCUACGACAUCAAAGUCUCCUGUGUCCACAAAGGCAGAAGGGCAAGCUGUUAUUACAUCUAAAAAGGAAAAAACCCCGAAGAAGUCUCCUAAAAACUUAGGAUCUGCUGAAAAAGUGAAAGUGGCCAAAAAACGCAAGAGCGACGAGCUUGGAAAAGACCUCCCUAUGUCAAAUAUGAAAAGGAAACGCGUUUCCUUUGGGGGUCAUCUUAGCCCCGAGUUAUUUGACAAACGCCUUCCUCCUGACUCCCCGCUGCGCAAAGGAGCGGCUCCAAGGAGAAGCUUGUCUCUUUAUAAACCAAAACAGUCCCUCCUUAGAAGAGCCUCGGCUAUUGGGUUGCUAAAGGGGCAAAGGAAUCCUUCCCCUAAGUCUGGUUUAAAAAAGAAUGCUUCACCUGGAAAGGCGCUGCCAAAAUCAAAGUCUCCUUCACCUGCUAAGAAGUCUCCAAAGUCAAAGUCUACAUCACCCAAAGCAACUUCUCCUGGAAAAAUGUCUCCCAAGACCCCGAAGUCCAGGUCCGCUUCACCCAAGGCUGAGACUCCAGCUCAGAAGACCCCGAAGUCCAGGUCCGCUUCACCCAAGGCUGAGACUCCAGCUCCGAAGACCCCGAAGUCCAGGUCCGCUUCACCCAAGGCUGAGACUCCAGCUCAGAAGACCCCAAAAUCCAGGUCCGCUUCACCCAAGGCUGAGACUCCAGCUCCGAAGACCCCGAAGUCCAGGUCCGCUUCACCCAAGGCUGAGACUCCAGCUAAAACACCAUUUAAUUCAGAAAUCCAAAGCCGGUCUGUCCAAGGUCGCUUCUCUAUUUCACGUAUCAAGACUCCCUCUCCUGCUGCAGAAUUAAUUCAACAACCUGCUUCAGUUACUGUUACCCCAAAAAUACCGCUGAGGAGGAAAAGCAUGAAGAGCACAACAAGAAAGACUCCAAGUGUUAGCAAGAGUGCAGUAAAGGUCCUCCAGCGAAGAAGCGGCAUUUCCCGUGCAUCGAUAAAAGUGGUUCCAAGUUCCUGGGCAAAUGUUGUUAAAUUUGGACAAACCAAGACUUCAGUUGUUGCUCCAACUGAGAAGAAGAUCAAACAAAAACCAAUGAAGAAAGUGAUGUCCAAACUGCAGACACCUGCCAGAAAACUGAAAGGACACGCGAGCACUGGCCAUGCAGAAUCCCCUGCCACCAUCGUCGUAGGUAGAGCUCACCAAAGAGCCUUUGCUCCUCCAACUGGAGCUGCACCAAAAGUGGUCAUGAAUGCUGCGUUGUCCAAGCGGGACAUGAAAAUGGACGAAGACCUGACAGGGCUUCCUGAGAUGUUCAAAACGCCAAUAAAUGAGAGGAGAAGAAGGUCUUUGGUCAGUAACAGGAGUGCCAAGAAGACCCCAGCAAGAUCUUCUAUGAUGGAACCGUCUGUGUUAAAAACCCCGGAGGAACCAGAUGAGAUGAUGGUGUCUCCGCUGAGCGUAGCGUCUACAGUCAAGAGUUUAAGAUACAACAGCGAGGCAGUCGAGCGCCUUCUCGCUGCAGAUCAAGAAUCCAGUUUUGUUAGCAACACCCCUGCCUUGGAAUUUAGCUCAGAGUCUGAACCGCCAUCUGUUAAAACUCCACAACAAAACCCAGAAUUACCAGAGCGCCUCUCUGGAAUCAAGAAGACCAGGAAGACGCCCAAAUCGAAGGCCGAGCCCAUUGAGGAUCUGAGAGGAAAACUCCUAAAAACUCCCAAACAGAAGCCUGAGCAACAGGAGUGUCUUACUGGAGUCAAGAGGGUCAUGAAGACCCCCAAACAGAAAGCUGAACCUUUAGAGGACAUCAGAGGAAAACUUCUGGUAACUCCUAAACAGAAAGCAGAGCAGCAGGAGUGUCUAACUGGGGUCAAACGAAUCUUCAAGACGCCAAAACAAAAAGCAGAACCUAUAGAAGACUUGAGAGGAAAACUCCUGAAGACACCAAGAGCAAGAAGGUCCGGUGAGAUCAGCUUAGAAGGUGUUAAGGAGCUUCUCCAGACGCCGACCCAGCAGCCCCAGAUGGCGGGUCUUAUCGCCGUGGAGAGCAUGAUGAAGCUGCCUGAAGAGAAGAGUGCUCCACUUGAAGAUGUGGUUGAAGUGAAGAGAGUCAAGAGGACUCCCAAACAGAAAGGUAAACCUGUAGAAGACCACUUUGGCCUCAAAAGGCUGAUGAAAUCACCAAGAGCAAGAGGAAAUCCUCCAGUGGAAGACUUUGAGGGGCUUCAGGAGCUCAUGGAAGAGCCGGCGGUGGACCUGACAGAGCAGCAGACAACUGAGUCAUCAGGUGCUGUGGAAACACGCCCUGAGGGUGAUGCAGGAAGUAUCCCACAGCAGCCUGGGGUGGAGCCUUCUGCUGUCAGCGUCAGCGAGAGUUUUACGACUUCCACCUGCGCCUCAGAGAAGAAAUCUGCUCGCUCUAGAAGGACAAAACCAGUGGAGGAAAUCAAAGAGGUGCCCGAACCUUCUCAAGAUGCCAUCACUGUGUCUGUUCAAGCUAGAGGAAGAAGAGGAAAGAAAGCUGAGGCUGCAGCGCCACCUGCUGUUAGACACACCACAAGAGGCAGGAAUGCUGAAGGCAGCCAAACCAGCGUGGAGGAGAGCGGCCCAGAGCCUGCCAAGGUUGCUGCUAAGCCAAGAAGAGGGAGAAAUGUCCGAAAAACUCAAGAGGAGUCCGCCGAACUGGAACAGAACACGUUUGAGGAGGAACCCACGAUCGAUCCAAACCCAGCAACUGAUGUCGACAGCAAAGCGCCUGUGGAGGAGCCUGUGCUGAAGCCAAAACGUGGGAGAAGAGUUAAACAACCUGAAGAAGAAGCAGCACCGCUGCAGCAGAACCUUCCUGAAAAAGCAGAUGAGAGUGAAAACAUUGCCGUGGAAACGGUCAUCCAGUUGCCUGAAACUCUGAAGCUACCGGAUCAGGAGAAGGAAGAUCCCGAAGCUGGUGUGAAGAAACCUGUCAGAGGCAGAAGAGCUAAACCGAUGGAUGCUGAGAAAGCGUCAGAACCCACAGAGCAUUCAGAAGAACCCGUGGUCGCUCCACUCAGAGGAAGAAGAGGAAGGAAAGUGGAAGUAACUUCUGCACCGGAUCAGGAGAAGGAAGAUCCCGAAGCUGGUGUGAAGAAACCCGUCAGAGGCACGAGAGCUAAACCGACUGAUGCUGAGAAAGCUCCAGAACCAGAGGAGCAUUCAGAUAAGCCUGUUGUCGCUCCAGUCAGAGGAAGAAGAGGAAGGAAAGUGGAAGCAACAGCGCCCCCUGAUGUUAAACAAUCCACAAGAACCAGAAAUGCAAAGCCUCAAGAUGCUGAUCAGCCAGCUGAGAAUUCCACUGAAGCCGUUGCUGACCUGACCUCGGAGAACUCAAGUGAGACUUCAAAAGAGGAAGUAACUCCUGCACAGGAAACGACCACCAAGCCGCUCAGAGGGAGAAAAACUAAAGUGACGCCCAGCGAGUCGGUGAGAGACGCAUGUCCUGCAGCGGAUUCUGAAACUUCGCAAACCGUUUCUUCUGUUGGUAAAACGAGGAUUGGAAGAAAAAACAAAGCUGACGAUCCAACUGAGGUGGAAGACGAUCCCGCGCUCCCUGUGGAGAACAAGCCCCAGACUCUGCCUCUGAGGGCUAAAAGGGGAAGAAAUGCUGUGCAGGAAGAGGAGGCAGAAAGUCCUAAUGAGAAGGUGACUCCAGAGGAGACCUCUGACUUCCAGGAGCCGCCGAAAAAAUCACAGAGAACAAGAAAUCCAGAGCAAGAACAAACUCCUAAAGCCGAGCCAGCGGGUAAACGGAGAGGAGGGCGAAAAGGAAAACCAGAUCCUGUUGCUGAAACCCCUGUGAAGUCCACAGAGCCCCACAGUGAAGCUAACGAAAAGCCAAAGCGGGGCAGAAAAGCAGCAGAAACAACUCAGGAAAUCAUCCCUGCUGAAAAUCCCCUCCCAGAAGCUUCUGCUCCAUCUCCACAGUGCGGCAGGCCUAGCAGGGCAAGAGGACGUAAAAACGAGUUUUCAGAAACCGUUCCUGCUGAGAGGGGCCGUCGGGGAGCCGCCCUGCCUCCAGAGGAACCUGCUGAAGAAUCCUCAUCACAGUCAUCAGAACCUGCGCCAGAACCAGUCUUACCAGUAAAAAGAGGGAGACGAGCUGCGGCAAAGCCCAAAGACGACAAAAAGGCAGCGGAGACCAAUGGUGAGCCGUCCGAAAGCGUAAAGGCUAAAGACAUCGACCCAAAGACGACCAAAAAAUCAGUCCGGUUCAAUUCAGAGAUGGAAGUUUGUGAAAUUCAAAAAGUCACACCAGUGAAGUCGGUUCGGGGCAGGAGGUCAAAAUCAACAGACCAGGCUGAUGCUAGCAGCAACGAUGGAGCAAAGGAGGCCAACAACACUGAAGAGGAGAAUCUCUCAGAUGACCUCAAGGCACAGCCGGCCAAGAGAGCGCGGCGAGGAGCGAAGGGUGCUGAGGUGACGGCAGAGGAGACCGAUGCUGGAGCGCCGCCAAAAACCAGGCGGGGGAGAUCAGCAAAGAAAUAGAUCCUUAUGUACAUAUUAAAUUCUAAUUGGGUUCCAAUAAUCUUUUAUUGUUCUGUAUUUUAGAUCCAGUGGCAUACUUAAACAAAGCACUGUUGUUGUUUUUUUUACCUCAAUGUUUAAAGAAUUUUUUAUUUUUACUUUUCUGUAUCGUACACUUAUGCUUAUACAAACAUGUUGGCAGGGGAAAAAAUUUUUAUAAAAUUCUUUGGCUUGUGUAAUUGUUGUUUU
This is a messenger RNA of Cyprinodon variegatus (sheepshead minnow), 5818 nucleotides long. RefSeq names its product antigen KI-67-like (gene mki67). Gene Ontology annotation, molecular function: protein binding. The coding region runs from base 155 to 5590 and encodes 1811 amino acids. Lineage: Eukaryota; Metazoa; Chordata; Actinopteri; Cyprinodontiformes; Cyprinodontidae. Gene Ontology annotation, biological process: regulation of mitotic nuclear division; regulation of chromosome segregation. The record is from RefSeq and is a predicted model, not a curated record. Gene Ontology annotation, cellular component: chromosome; nucleus. The transcript has 17 exons.